Mycotypha africana is the source of this 1481-nucleotide messenger RNA. RefSeq lists its product as uncharacterized. The transcript has a single exon. The record is from RefSeq and is a predicted model, not a curated record. NCBI's taxonomy places the organism in Eukaryota, Fungi, Mucoromycota, Mucoromycetes, Mucorales, Mycotyphaceae. Bases 90 to 1136 code for a protein of 348 amino acids.
UUGCAAACAUCGAUCGAAAAUGAGUUAGGCUUUUACCUUUUGCAUACAUCUUGUUAGUACAAAAAGAAGCCAAAAAAAAAAAGGAAUUCAUGCUUUUGAUACAACCUGGCAUUCACUUAUCCUGCCCCUUUAUCAUUUCUAUGAACAUUGCGAGAACCCUUCUUGAUGAAGUUCAAUUUAAAGGCAGUUCAGACUUUAUUGCUUUACUUUCCACACAACAACAAGAAUUCUCAAUCGAGAGGCUUACUAUUUGCCCUAAAUGCCGUUUGCAGCUGAAGGAACCAAUCACAAUGUUCUGCGGAUUUACUCUAUGUUACUCAUGUUAUCACAGCAGCAACACUAUGGGUACCAAUAAACAACAAUGCUUGUCGUUUACCUGUCUAAGAUCUCACGAAAGAGAGAAACAAGCAUUCAAGCGCAAUAUAUUGUUGAGUCAAAUUUUAGCAGUCUGUAGCAACAACAAUACCGGAAUAGAACAAAAAAGUCUAGAAAUCGUUUGUAACCUUUUAGAGUGCACGAUAUGUCUUUCGACAUUCGUCCAGCCAGUGACACUGCCGUCGUGUGGACAUACUUUUUGUAAAGAUUGCCUAUAUUUAAAUGAGCAUGACUACUGCCCACUAUGUCGACGAAAGUUUCUAUAUCAUCGCAACGGCCAUAAAAUAGAUCAACUACUAUCUUAUUGGGUAGAAUAUAUCUCUCACCAUCAGAAGCCAUUCAAACUACUGAUGGAAGCAAAAAAUACAAAAGCUGUCAUACCUUUCUUUCGAAUCAUAACAAAAGCGAGUGAACACCCCAUGUACAAAAGGGUACUGUCUCCACUAAGGCCACAAUCACGUUGCCUCUUCCAUAUUCACUUAAAUCACCAAAGUACACGAAUACUCUCGACCAUAUUAAAUCAGCCUCUUCGGAAACACUAUGCUUUAGGUGCUUUCCUCUCUCCUGAAAAUGAAAAUAACUUUAAAUACAGUAAAGACGGAUUCCUACUAAAAUUGGAGCAUAUAGACCACUCAGCAGAUGGACGAUAUACCGUCGUUCAGGCUAAAGUCCUACGUGAAGUAUGCAUUCAAAAUCUUACUACUACUACUUUUACCACUCUUGCUGCUGUUCUCUCGGUGCCGUCAAAGAACGAUACAUAACAGAAUGAUUUAUUGUGUACGAGCGAUAUAACUAUUAAGAAGAGUAUCAUAGAAACAAAAGCAAGCAAACGGAAUAUACUCGAAUUAUAUCUAAUAUUGAAAAUGAUCUCCUUCUAUCUAAAAUGUUUGCUCACUUUACUAUCGACAUUUUUGUUAAUUCAAUUUUGCUCUUCCUUUUGCUUAUUCAUUUUUUUUCUUCAAAAAAAAUAAUCUUCCUUUGCGCAGCUUUUGUAGUCUAUUCUUGAAUAGUCAGUAGAAGUAUAAAUUAAAAAAAUCUUUAUUCAAUAUAGGUGUGAAUUUAGUUAAAGUAAACCCAAACAAAGGGAAAAAAAAAAACGGACAGGA